AUGCGGACGCUGACGCCCGAGGACACCGUCCUCGGACAGUACGCCGGCAAUCCGGCGGCGGCCGCCCACGAGGACGCCCACCUCGGCUACACCGACGACCCGGGCGUCUCGAACGCCUCCAAGGCGGCCACCUACUCCCUCACCGUCCUUCACAUUGACAAUGACCGCUGGCGAGGCGUACCGUUUGUGAUUCGCGCCGGGAAGGCCCUCGAUGCGAACCAGGUCGAGGCGCGAGUGUACUUUCGGCCGCCGCCCAAUCUGCUCUACAGCCGCAACGACCACGGCGAGGACCCGCAGAAUGUGCUCAUUCUGCGCAUUCAGCCGAAUGAGGCCAUUGUGCAGCGAGUCAGGGUACGGCGACCUGGUCUGGAGAAGGUCGAGGAUCUGGUGGAGUCGACGCUCGAUCUGACGUACAGCGACAAGUUUAAG
Messenger RNA from Rhagoletis zephyria (snowberry fruit fly), 429 nucleotides. The record is from RefSeq and is a predicted model, not a curated record. Lineage: Eukaryota; Metazoa; Arthropoda; Insecta; Diptera; Tephritidae.